Messenger RNA from Triticum aestivum (bread wheat), 1554 nucleotides. RefSeq lists its product as uncharacterized. The record is from RefSeq and is a predicted model, not a curated record. The transcript has 3 exons. Gene Ontology annotation, molecular function: protein binding. Bases 109 to 1539 code for a protein of 476 amino acids. NCBI's taxonomy places the organism in Eukaryota, Viridiplantae, Streptophyta, Magnoliopsida, Poales, Poaceae.
CGUCGGGCAUGAAAGGAGCAUAAUUUCAAGAAUAUAAGAUUUCUUGCGUUUUGUUUGUUUAUCGACGCAAGUUCGCCGUCCUUGUCCUGUUUUUUGGAUCUGGUUACCAUGAAGUUCAAUAGGGGUCGCCGCCGCCGUGAUUCGAAGAAAGCAGCUCGCAGUGAUGACAUGCUAGGCAAGCUGCCCAACGAUGACAUGCUAAGCAAGCUGCCCAAUGACGUGCUGCUCAACAUCCUCGAGAGGGUGGGCACGCUUGAUGCUGUCAAAACCUGCAUCCUCUCGAAGCAAAUGCAGAAGCUGCCCGGCAUGCUCUCCCAGAUUGUCAUCGAUCUCAGCCCUCGCGAUUUGGUGCGAAUGAACGGCGUUGUGGCCAACGUGACGGCAAACAUCCUUAGUAAAAGGUCUCCCCAGAUCACCGUUCGCAAGCUGAAGGUCAAAUUCUUCUUGAGUCCUCGCGGUCUCCCCAUCGGCAACGCUGUUGCGCUCGCUAUGGCGACUCAGAAACUAGAUGCCGCCGGGUUUGAAAUCUUGACACUGAGGGAUUCAUUUAAUUGCACAGGGGAACAUUUCCUGCUCUUCGCUAAGCAGUUCAAUGAUUUUCUAAAAGAUUGUCCAGAUGCAUUUGCUGGCCUCACACGGCUGCAACUGCAGAAUAUGAGGUUUGGUGAAUCGGACAUACCCAAUAUUCUUAGCACCUGCAAGCGGCUCCAGUCCCUGUCUUUCUUUGAGUGUGAUGCGGGGGUCCGUUCCGUGCUGCAUGUACAACACGCUCAACUUGUUGAGCUUGUUAUCACCUAUGGGGAGUUUAAAACAGUGGUGCUUGACUUUCUACCAAAGCUCCAGCAGAUGACCUACAAUAAUUGGCCUUGUGAUGAAAAUCCCUUGGUUCUUGGCACUGUCCCUCAGCUUUGGAAGCUCAGUCUUGCUAAUGCAAAUAUUUCAGGCAAGACCCUCAACCUAAGCAAGCUGCUUGCUAAUGCCCCCACUGUAAGCCAUCUGUAUCUGGAGUUUCGAAGUGAAAAGAUUUGGGUUCAACCAGAACGCUCAAAAGUGCUUGCUCCUGUGCUCGCCAAACUGCGGCUUGUGGAUUUGGACAAUCUUCCUGAAGAAUGUGAUGUUGCUUGGACAAUGUUCCUUCUUGAAGCUGCACCAUACCUAGAGGAGCUUUCCAUCGCAGUAUGGGAUCAUAAGUGCCAAAAGGAGUCACAAAAGAGUCACAUGAAAACGGAUGUGAAGUGGGAACCAUCUGAUCCUCAUUUUAAGCAGAAGAAUCUGGCAAGGCUAACUAUCUACGGCUUCCAGUCCGAUGACAAUUUCAUCGGAUACGUUAGACGCGUCAUUCAAGCUGCGGCGAACAUCAGGGAGGUAUCCCUGCACGCCAGGAAGGUGUGCCCAUUGUGUUUCGAAAAGUUUCCUCAGGCGGCGGUUCGUCCUUCGAGUUAUCCACGGACCAGCGAGGAGUUUGGUUUGUUGAGGGAGAAGAUGACAGCAGCGUCGGCUACGGCUUCUCCUAUUAUUCACUUCCGCUCAUUAGGUUGAGUGGAAGAUGAACCU